Messenger RNA from Juglans regia (Persian walnut), 1116 nucleotides. RefSeq names its product transcription factor MYB35-like. The transcript has 3 exons. NCBI's taxonomy places the organism in Eukaryota, Viridiplantae, Streptophyta, Magnoliopsida, Fagales, Juglandaceae. The record is from RefSeq and is a predicted model, not a curated record. Bases 1 to 1116 code for a protein of 371 amino acids.
AUGGGAAGACCACCUUGUUGUGACAAAUCCAACGUCAAGAGGGGCCUUUGGACUCCCGAGGAGGAUGCAAAAAUACUUGCAUACGUUUCCAACAAUGGGAUUGGGAAUUGGACCUUGGUUCCCCAGAAAGCAGGACUCAAUAGAUGUGGGAAGAGCUGCAGGCUUAGGUGGACUAAUUACCUCAGACCUGACCUCAAGCAUGACGGCUUCACCCCUCAAGAAGAAGACCUCAUAAUAAACCUUCACAAAGCUAUUGGAAGCAGGUGGUCUCAUAUUGCAAAACAGCUACCUGGAAGAACAGAUAAUGAUGUCAAAAACUACUGGAACACCAAGCUGAGGAAGAAGCUUUUCAAGUUGGGAAUUGAUCCAGUUACCCAUAAGCCAUUUUCUCAGAUCCUCUCUGAUUGUCGAGACAUUAGCGGCUUCCAAAACAGCCAAAACCAAAUUGGAUCUCUCAAUAAGAACAUGAAGUACUACGCAUCAGUGCCCACACCAGAACCCUCUUCAGUCCUCACAGUAUUUCCAAAUACCGAUAUGAUCAGGAAUAAGCCUGUGAUGGAGCAAGUCCAAGAUAGCUCCUCUAAUGUAAACAUCCACUCAUGGCACUGUUUGUCUCAGUUUCAAGUCCUUGACCCAGAAAUCAUCCAGCCACAUUUCUUUAAUGAAGCCAUCUCUUCUUGUUCAUCAACAUCUUCUUCUAAUGUCACACAGUUAGGCUCGCCACAAUCGUAUUCUUGCCAACCAUCUCACGCACAAAUCACACCAUCUUCUUCCUUCAAUUGGAGUGAAUUCCUCAGUGAACCUCUUCCCUAUCUUGGCUUUCAGCAACAGCAAGAUCGCCACCUCAAGGGAAUCUUGUCGCCAACCAAUUGCCCUUCAACUCUAGAGCAAACACCCCAGUUAAACCUUGCCACAGGAAAUUAUAGUGGCCUAAAUCGAAUUGGACAUGAGGGUGGUUUUGGGACAUUUGAUUUUGGAUCCACAAGUGUAGGUCAAGCAAACAACAGGUCAGAAGCUUCAUCAUCUGUGAGUUCAUUUGUGGACGCUAUUCUGGAACAGGACAGUGAGCUGCGGGCAGAAUUUCCAGAUAUUUUAGAUGGAUCUUUUGAUUACUAG